CUUUGACCCUUAUCUGUGUUUAAAUUUGUCCCUCGGGCGCUGCCGUACUGCCCCCAGAAGUUACCGCGAUUUCAUUUGCCCGCGGCCGAGGGGUCGUGCCGUGGGAGUGGGGCGGUGACGGCCCUGAGGGAGGCGGAGGGCGGUGUGGCCCUGCGAGGCCGAGGAAAGAGCUGCCGAGGGCUGCCAGCGAGCCUGGAGGAGGCGAGGGAAGGAGGGGGCCCGCCGGUGCUGCAUUCGCCGAGGAGAGGCUGCUGCUGCAAUGGAUUCCUGGGUGCGAUUCAGCGCCCAGAGCCAAGCCAAGGAGCGGGUCUUCAGGGCUGCCCAGUAUGCCUGCACUCUCCUUGGCUACUCACUGCAGAAGUAUGGGGCCAGCCCUGAUUUCAUUGCUAGGAUCAAGCAGCUGGAGGCUCACAUGAGCUUGGGGCGCAAGUUGUUCCGGCUGGGGAAUUCUUCAGAUGCCCUGGAGGCGGCCAAACGGGCCAUCCACCUGUCAGACAUGGUCCUUCGCUUCUGCAUCACUGUCAGCCAUCUAAACAGAGCCAUGUAUUUCGCCUGUGACAACAUCCUGUGGGCAGGGAAAUCAGGUCUCGUUCCGCACAUGGACCAGGAGAAAUGGAGCCAGCGGUCUUUCAGGUAUUACCUCUUUGCACUGAUCAUGAACCUGAGCAGGGACGCCUAUGAGAUCCGGCUGCUGAUGGAGCAUGAGGCGAACGGGAAGUGCCAGCGAGGCGGUGGUGGAGACAGCCCCAGAGUGGGGGAAGACCACCGGCUCCAGCAGCUGACCUUGAGGCUGAAGCUGCAGGUCCGCCUCCUGUGUCACGUACUGAGAGACAACCCCCCUCUGCUCCUGGACCUGGCGAAAAACGCCUGCGACAUUUUUAUCCCCAUGGACAAGCUGGGCCUGUACAAGACCAACCCAGGGUUCGUGGGGCUCUGCGGCUUGACAUCUUCCGUCAUCUCCAUCCUUACCAUUGUCUUCCCAUGGCUGAAGCUGAAGCCUUGAAAGGCGGGAGCAGGGGGGGGGGCACUGGUGUCUGUAGAGCAGGCCAACAUGUCACAGGGCUUCCUCUUUCUACGUGUUCCACUUCCAGGGGCCGGCACCAGGUGUUUGCGACUUUGACAGCCUUUGGCAGCUGGUGGCCAUUUGCGUAACGUGGGCUCCUUGGUAUGUGGGGGCUUGGGCGUGUUGACACUUUGGGGGACAUCUAAUCUGCACUCAAUUUUAAGUGGGGGACAGCAACUUCGUGACCAACCUUCCUCUGGGCCACUGUACUACAACCUUCCUAUGCAGAUGGUCCUCAAGACGUAUCCUGCCCCUGGCUUGCCCCUCCUCUGCCCUUCCCACUCCACAAUACCUCUCCCCGCAAAUCCCACCCACUCAACUGCUCUUUUUAAUUCAUCCUGGGUUGCUCUGCAACGGUUCAGCCCCCUGUGAACUGUGGGAAUGCAUCCUUCAAUGCUCUGACAUUGGAGCCACUGGGGAAGGGAUCGGAGCUAUGCUAUGCACUGCCACACCCAGCCUCUUCCACUCUUGAGCAGGAGGUGAAAAGCGAAGGUAUGUCCUUGUGCAUAAAUCUAGUGACGGGCUGCCUCGUGGCAUGGUGCCUCGGUGCCCCUUGGGGAAACGAGGCCUUGUGACAUUCUGCAUCCUCUCUGCCUCUUUGCGGGCAGGUCGAGGGAGAACAACUGUGGAGCUGAGGCCACGUUUGGACUGAGGAGUAAGCACAUGCCCAGUAAAUGGGUUUCUGCUAUUCCUAUCGAGCUGUGGCUCCUAUGUUUUUUUUAGGCUUCACCACUCCAUUAACAAGCAGCGCUUUAAUGUCUGUGUUUCCUCAACCUGGUCCCCCUCCAGACGUUCUAGACCCCAGCUUCCAUCAGCCUGCAACCAGCAUGGCCACACUGAGCAUGAUGGAAGUUGGGGUAUUGACACGGCAUGAGAAUUCGGGACGGCUGUUCUAUGGUAUGCCUUGAUAUUUGGCACUGGUAGUUCCUUUUCCUGAUUUUGCAAGCCUCUUCUUCCCCCCCCCCCCCCCGUGUCUCAUAAACAUAACUUUUGAAAUCGAGUGACCUCCUGAAGCUAAAUGUAGUCAGUCACAGAGAGAUUUUUCUUUGGUAUUACUAUUUUUAAAUGGUGGGUGGCUCCUGUUUGCCUGGGGGAGGGUUAAGUUCUGAGUAGGGAUGCUGGUUUUCUGCCAGGCAGCUCACAGGGUAUGGCAUGUGCUCCAAAUCUGGUUACGAUCUGAUGCUUUAUAUAAAGUCAGGUUUCUGGCCGUCCUUGUCCUAGUACAGCAAGAGCUGGCAAAUCCAGACCCUGAGAAGACUCCUGUCAAAGAACUUUGGGGGGGGGGUAUCUCCUCUGCAGCUCUUAAAAUCUGGGAAUCUUCUCAGAGUAUGCACUUAGCCACCUUACUCCUCACACCCUGUGCUGCCACCUCAUUUCCCUUCACAGGAGCUCUGUGCAGUUGCACAACAGACAGAAAUCCCACCUGGGUUGCUUCCCCUUCCCUCUUCACUGUGGCCUCUCAUUUCUGGGAGAAGCUGCACAGAUUGAAUUUCUGCCUGCCACCCAUCUCUAACAGCUACAAAGCUUUGGGCCCUGCAUUCUCAUUGGGAUGCCCAACCUGUGGCUGGGUGGCAUCCCAUCAGACUGCAGUGGGGUGGGUGCUCCCCUGUGUUGGGGGGUGAACUAAAUGUUUCCACCUACAAGAGAAGUUAGCAUAUCUGGGGGGGGGCGACUAGGCAAGGUUCUUCCCCCUUGAUUUCUGAGUGGAGGGAAUUAUUUUUAUGGGGGAAGUAGUCAGGAACAUGACAUACACACACACACCUCUUUGCUGUCUGAAAGAAUGCAUUGCCAACUUGGUCUGAGCUUAGGCCAUUGUGGGGAAUCCCCAGGGCUCCCUAUUGAUCUGUUGUUUUUUUGUCAUCUUUUUCCAUCUCCAGCCCAGGUCUCCUUUCCCCUUCCAGUACUGCUUAUUAAUCUCCACCAUCAGCACCACCCACCUGCCCUGUUCAUAACCCCUUUCUUGGUUUUGAAACUGUGUUCCUAACCUGUAGCAGGUGAUAUACCUUGUUCCUCUGCUAAUAUAAUGCAGUGCCCUCCAGAUGUUGUGGAGCUUGCAGCCUCCACCCCUCACCAUUGGCCACAUUGGUUGGGUCUGAGCAGAGUUUGGCGGGGGGAGCGGGGAUCCUCCAGCAGUAUCGGGAAGGCAACAUAUUGGCUACCCCAGGAUAAAAAAAUUACCGUUUCUCCCAGUCCUCUAUAGUGUAUCAAAUAAACAGGGUUGAUCAUUUGAUCCAAUAAAUUAAGGUUGGCAUAUGUUGUGUAGCCUGGGUUCUUUUUCUUGAACGGAUGAUCUCAAGGGCUUGAUCUUGGUCAUCACAGAACACCCUGCAAACCAGUUCAUUUGGGGGGUGGGAAUCACUUCCUUUGCUUCCACUGGUGCUCAUUCCUCUGGGCCCUCACUGUAGCUGGAUGCUGCUUUUUCUUUUAAGGACGUCUGUACAAAAGCAGGAGAAAGCACCUGACUGCUGCUUCACGCCAAAGGCCCAUAGAAUCAUAGAGUUGGAAGAGACCACAAGGGCCAUCCAGUCCAACCCCCUGCCAAGCAGGAAACACCAUCAAAGCAUUCUUGACAUAUGGCUGUCAAGCCUCUGCUUAAAGACCUCCAAAGAAGGAGACUCCACCACACCCCUUGGCAGCAAAUUCCACUGUCAAACAGCUCUUACUGUCAGGAAGUUCUUUCUAAUGUUUAGGUGGAAUCUUCUUUCUUGUAGUUUGAAUCCAUUGCUCCAUGUAGUUCAGUAUCCUGUUCUGCAGUAGUGGUUCCCAGUUUGUUUUCAAGCCAUGGCUUCUUUGGUUCCAUAAACUCAUCCCUAGCGCCCCCAUCCUAGAAAAAGCAUUCAGAAUAGCGGUUUGCACAACCCAUAAGAACACAAUGCAAUUCAAGACCGUAGCCCAUCAAUUGCACAUUGAUUCAAAAUCCAGUUAGAACUAUUUACCGUAUUUUUCCGUACAUAAGAUGCCCUCUAUUUGGGG
This is a messenger RNA of Zootoca vivipara (common lizard), 4036 nucleotides long. It is a transcript of the gene PEX11B, whose product is annotated as peroxisomal biogenesis factor 11 beta. Gene Ontology annotation, biological process: peroxisome fission. Lineage: Eukaryota; Metazoa; Chordata; Lepidosauria; Squamata; Lacertidae. Gene Ontology annotation, cellular component: peroxisomal membrane. The record is from RefSeq and is a predicted model, not a curated record.